Cajanus cajan (pigeon pea) is the source of this 2916-nucleotide messenger RNA. NCBI's taxonomy places the organism in Eukaryota, Viridiplantae, Streptophyta, Magnoliopsida, Fabales, Fabaceae. The record is from RefSeq and is a predicted model, not a curated record.
UGUGAUAUAGCUGUCGUUUUGAUGCAUUAUUUCAUCCCCACUCUCUCAUAUACGCUCCUCCACGCCACACACAGUUCCAAAAUCCCUAGCCUACACAACACACACUCUUUCUCUUUCUCUUACCCUAGCAGUAGCAGAUCUCAAUUUGCAUUUGCAUUUGCAUUUGUGGAUGCAUCAGAUGCCGCAUGUGAGAUGAGGAAGAAAACCUUUUCCCACGUCUCACUCUCUCUUCUCUUCCUCUUCUUCUUCCUCUUCCUAGUACCACACACUCUCUGUGCCUCCGCAGCAAUCUCGCACAAUGGACCUCUCACCGACGCCCAAGCCACCUACAUCAAGCACCGUCAGCUUCUCUACUACAAGGACGACUUCGGCGACAGAGGGGAGAACGUGACCGUAGAUCCUUCCUUUGUCUUCCCCAAUGAUCGAUUACGAAACGCCUACAUAGCUUUGCAAGCGUGGAAGCAAGCCAUUCUCUCCGAUCCAAACAACCUCACGCACAACUGGCUGGGACCCAAUGUCUGCAACUACACCUUCGUCUUCUGCGCCCCUGCGCCGGACAAUCCUAAGAUCCUCACCGUCGCCGGAAUCGACCUCAACCACGGCGACAUUGCCGGAUACUUGCCGGAGGAGCUCGGUUUGUUGACGGACCUGGCGCUGUUGCACAUCAACAGCAACCGCUUCUGCGGCACCCUGCCGCACAAGUUCGAACGGUUAAAGCUCCUCUUCGAGUUGGAUCUCAGCAACAACCGCUUCGCUGGCAAGUUCCCCGACGUGGUGCUGCGUCUGCCGCAGCUCAAGUUUCUAGAUCUGAGGUUUAACGAAUUCGAAGGGACGGUGCCCAAGGAGCUCUUCGACAAGGACCUGGACGCGAUCUUCAUCAACCACAACCGCUUCGUCUUCGACCUGCCGGACAAUUUCGGAAACUCGCCGGUGUCGGUGAUUGUGCUGGCCAACAACCGCUUCCACGGAUGCGUGCCGGCGGGAAUCGGCAACAUGACGAGGCUGAACGAGAUUAUUCUGAUGAACAACAAUUUCAGGUCGUGUCUCCCGGAGGAGGUAGGGUUGCUGAAGAAUCUGACGGUGUUCGAUGUGAGCUUUAACCAGUUGCUAGGGCCGUUGCCGGAGGCCAUUGGAAGCGCGGUGAGUUUGGAGCAGCUGAAUGUGGCGCAUAACUUGCUGUCGGGGAACAUUCCUGACAGCAUUUGUAAGCUUCCCAAUCUGCAGAACUUUACUUACUCUUAUAACUUCUUCACCGGCGAGCCACCGCGGUGUCUGGCUCUGCCGGCCUUUGACGACCGCCGGAACUGCUUGCCCAGCAGGCCCUUCCAGCGCUCUGCUGGACAAUGUAAGUCCUUUUUGUCGCAUCCUGUCGAUUGCAAGUCUUUCAGCUGUAAGCCUUUUGUUCCUUCGUUGCCUCCUCCUCCUCCACCCUCGCCCCCGCCCCCACUCUAUCUCUCUCCACAUUCUCCCCCACCACCCCCGCUCUAUUCACCGCCGCCUCCACCUCCUGUGUACUCACCACAGCCCCCACCUCCAGUCUAUUCACCGCCACCACCUCCUCCUCCACCACCACCACCACCACCGGUUUAUUCACCCCCUCCACCGCCUCCUUCCCCGCCACCACCUUCACCACCGCCGCCUUCUCCGCCGCCACCGGUGUACUCACCGCCUCCCCCACCGCCCUCACCGCCACCACCCUCGCCAGUAUACUGUGUAAGGCCUCCACCGCCACCUUCACCGCCUCCGCCUUCCCCGCCGCCUCCUCCGGCUCCUGUAUUCUCCCCGCCACCACCUGUGCAAUACUACAGCUCGCCACCGCCGCCUCCACCACACUCACCCCCACCGCCACCACACUCGCCACCGCCGCCACCACAUUCCCCACCGCCACCUGUUUAUCCCUAUUUAUCACCGCCACCACCUCCACCUGUUCACUCGCCUCCACCACCAGUGUAUUCACCACCACCCCCAUCUCCACCACCACCUUGUAUAGAACCACCACCACCCCCACCACCUUGUAUAGAGCCACCACCUCCCCCACCGUCACCACCACCGUGUGAAGAGCAUUCACCGCCACCACCAUCACCACAACCCGCUCCCUACCAUCCACCACCAUCCCCAUCUCCCCCACUUCCACCGGUUCAAUAUAGUUCACCACCACCACCACCACCACCUUAUUACAAUUCUCCGCCGCCGCCGCCACCGGCGUCUCCACCACCUGCACCUGUAUAUGAAGGGCCUUUGCCACCUGUCAUCGGAGUCUCAUAUGCAUCUCCUCCUCCACCACCCUUUUAUUGAUUCUUUUGAGAACUUUUCUCCUCUAACCCUCUCGCUCUACUCUAGCAACGAGGAAAAAAAACAUUCAUGUUCUUCAUUUCAUACUUUUGUUAUUAUUGGUGGCCAUUUCUUCUGUGCCCUCUUCUUCCCGUGCCAGCCAUGUCAAGUACGCGACUCUCGUCGCAAAAAAUAAAACCAGGAGAACGAGAAGGGUUUGUGUAAGGCUGCAUGCAUGUUUGUGCUAAUUAAUGUCUCAUUAGAAGAGGUUACAGGGAAUUGAGGUAAGAGGAGAAAGUCUCUCCAUAUUGAUUUGAAUUGUUAUGGAUAUUCGAGUUGUGAAAUAAAAAUGGCAGAAAAAGAGUAGGUUGCAGAGAAAAUGUGUAUGUAUAGGGAUCAAUUUGGAGACCAUAAUUCAGGGUUGCAAAGACAGUAGUGGCACUUUCUGUUGCUGCUCCUGCUGCUGCAUGUUUGUGGAGUUUAUUGUUAUUGUCUCUCUUAUAUCAUACUUUUUUUUUUGUUUAAUUUUUGUUUCUUUUGUUUUUGCAAUUUAUAGUAUAAUUUAUGAACAUUUUACAUGUAUGAUUUUCUGAGUUGAGGUAAUUCCUUUCUCGUAUCAGUGUCUCAAAAAUAUUUAUCUGCUGA